Molecule: messenger RNA, 1698 nt
Organism: Rhincodon typus (whale shark)
Lineage: Eukaryota; Metazoa; Chordata; Chondrichthyes; Orectolobiformes; Rhincodontidae
Product: collagen alpha-1(XI) chain-like
Exons: 12
Coding region: 1-1698 (565 amino acids)
Biological process (GO): translational elongation
Cellular component (GO): nucleus; cytoplasm
Source: RefSeq, a predicted model, not a curated record
AUGGCAACAGGUUUAGCCCACGACACUGUGGGAGAGGUAACUGAGCAGGCCACGGAUACCUCGAUAGGGAUGAGGUUAAAGAUUCAGCAACUUUUAGGCCUGACAGCCGAUCCAGUAGAUGUUUUACAAGUGUUGCAGUUUAACAGGUUACCUGAAGGAGUAAGGACGACCACAGGCUUCUGUCCCAAAAGGAAAUCUGCCUCCAGCGCAGAUGUGGCUUACAGAAUAUCCAAAAAGGCUCAAAUCAGCGCCCCCACCAAACAGCUCUUCCCAGGAGGCACUCGAUUCCCUGAAGACUUCUCUAUCAUGGCACUGGUGAAACCAAAGGCUGGAAACCAGGCUUUCCUGCUGUCCAUCUACAGUGAGCAAGGCAUGCAGCAGGUGGGAGUGGAGCUAGGCCGGUCACCUGUCUUCCUGUAUGAGGACCACAGUGGGAAGCCUGCACCCGAGGACUACCCCAUUUUUGGAGGCAUCAAUCUCUCAGAUGGAAAGUGGCAUCGAGUUGCCAUCAGUGUGCAGAAGAAGAAGAUCACUAUGAUUUUUGACUGCAAGAAAACUGUGACCAAACUUCUGCCCCGCAGUAACAAGCCCAUCAUUGACACCAAGGGAAUUGUGGUGUUUGGAACCAGGAUUUUAGAUGAAGAAGUGUUUGAGGGUGACAUCCAGCAGCUGCUGAUUUCCUCAGAUCCCCGGGCUGCCUAUGACUAUUGCCAGCACUACAGCCCAGACUGUGGCACCCCGCUCCCGGACUACCCCCAGAGUCAGGAACCCAGCGCCGAGGACUAUUACUAUGAAGAUUACCAGUAUUAUGACUAUUACGAUGAGUUUCAGACUUUAGUACCGCCCACCGUGCCAGUGCCUGAUGGAGCUGUUGGAAAGCCUGAUUCGGGGCAGAAAGGGAAAACCAACGGGCGGAAGCAGGCGAAGCCGAAAGCUGAGGCUGCCCAGAGAAAGGCGCCCUCGCCGAAGCCUGCCACUGUCAAGCUGGCCACGGCCGCUGCCCAGAGCUCUGCGGUCAAGUUCAGUAUCGCUGCCACCACCAAGGCUGGCACCACCAAGACUGCUGUCACAAGAAUCCCGCAGAAGAGCCAGCUCAAUGGUUUCCAACAGGAUCCUACAGACCCCGCUCUCUACGAGGAGGAGAUCCCCGUUGAGACCAUCCCAACCGGACAGGACUACGGUGAGGUGGCAGUCACUGAGGAGGUCCCACAAAUCGUUGAGGCUGAUGUGACCCAGCUGGAGCAGGCAGCUACCACCGUGCGUCCAGUUACAGGCGAUGUGGUUUAUAAGGAGUAUUUCACUGGGGAAGAUGUUGGUCCCGGUGACCCAGGCUACGAUUAUGACUACAUUUACAAAGAUUACUACGAGGAAACCCUGCCCACGGAGAUUGGACCAGGACUGCCUGUUGAGAGCGAGGUGUACACAGAAGGAAUGGCCCUAAGUGGAUUAAAGGGUGAGAAAGGGGAACCGGCAGUAGUCGAGCCAGGAAUGUUAGUGGAAGGUCCUCCUGGUCCAGAAGGCCCUGCGGGUCAGCCUGGCCCCCCAGGUGCAGCAGGACCUCCCGGACCCAUGGGUGAACCUGGUGAGAGGGUAAGUCCUGGUCUGCUCUGUGGAACAGCUGUCCGGUGCUCAUACUUCAUGGAGUUUUGUGUUGCGGCAUUCAGUCAACACCCAGAUGUAACCAAUCAAGAACAGUGA